GUGUUACUAUCUUCAUCAGUUACUCGCAGUUUUUUCGACCAGUGAAGUUCCCCCAAUCUCAAUCCAAUCAACCAUGAAGAGCGACGCCGUUGUUGAGAAAAUCAAGGCCCGUGUUGCCGGAAUCGACGCCAGCGGACCACGUAAGGUUCUGGGAGUGUUCCAGUUGAACAUCGUAGCAGCCGAUGGCACUCAUGAGCUGGUUGUAGAUCUGAAGGGUCUGAAGGUUUACGAGGGCAAGGUUGACGGUGCCGAUGUCGUGAUCAAUAUUUCGGACGAGGACUUCAUUGCCGUCGGAACUAAGUCGGUUUCGGUGCACGAUGCCGUCGAACAGGGCAAGGUGAAGAUGACUGGCGACGAAGCCCUUUUCCAGGCUCUGGUUGAUGCUAUCUAAAUUAUGCGAGAUAAGGCUUUUGAAUAAUGAUCUUACGAAUAAACGUGCCUAAGUAUUUAUUGUA
This is a messenger RNA of Armigeres subalbatus, 455 nucleotides long. RefSeq names its product non-specific lipid-transfer protein-like 1. The record is from RefSeq and is a predicted model, not a curated record. NCBI's taxonomy places the organism in Eukaryota, Metazoa, Arthropoda, Insecta, Diptera, Culicidae. The coding region runs from base 74 to 391 and encodes 105 amino acids. Gene Ontology annotation, cellular component: cytosol. The transcript has a single exon.